AUGAAACGUGUUCCAGAGAUUGAUGUCGAACGCGAAAUAUCAAAUGAUCCAUUCGUAACCAAAGAGGAAGAAGUUUACUGUUCAUCGGUGAUGGAAAAUGGAACAUACCAUCGAGGGCUUUUCGCUGGUCUUUUACGCAUCGAGGCAUGGCUUGACAAAAAAGUUGGAGUUGAAUCUGAAGCUAUUGAGCGAAAGCGACCCGAAGACAGAAAACCCAUAAAAUGGUACGAAGAGUUGAAUAUGGCGUUUCUAUGGGCCUCAGGCACCAUGAAUCUAGCAUGUUGUGCCACGGGCAUGCUUGGCUGGGAAUUCGGUCUAGAUCUAAAACAAUCGCUUUUGAUCAUUUUCUUUGGUUCUUUAUUAGGAAGUAUGGGCACUGCAUACUGUGCGACAUUCGGGGCUCCUACUGGUCUCCGCCAGAUGUCUGUAUCUCGCUACAGUUUUGGUUGGUAUCCGAACAAAAUUCUUGCCUUACUCAACACUGUUCAACAAAUUGGCUGGUCAGCUGUUGGUGCUAUCACAGGUGGCCUUGCUCUCACUGCUGUAGCCGAUGGACAUAUUUCUAUUGUUGUCGGAAUAAUCAUUAUAGCAGCGGCUGCUCUCAUCAUCGGUCUUUUUGGGCUUCGUUUGAUCAUGAUUGUCGAACGUUACGCUUGGUUCGUCUUCUUCGUUAUAUUCUUAAUCAUCUUUGGCGAGACGGGCAAAUAUGCGGACAAUCAUUCACCUGCCAAAGCCACAGGAACAACUCCAUUGGCUGGUGCUGCGCUUACGUUUCUUGCCGUAGUGUACGGUUCUAGCGCAUCUUGGGCAACCAUUGCUUCUGAUUAUUAUGUUCAGUAUCCGGUCAAUGUCAACAAAUACAAGGUGUUUCUAUUGACUACAUGUGGCCUUUGCAUCCCUACAAGUAUCGGGAUGUGGUCAGGCGCUGUGAUGGCGAGUGCUCUUGACAACCACCCCGAUUGGAAGCAAUCAUAUGAACAAGGCGGAAUCGGAUACCUUAUCCGGGACAUACUGUAUCCAAUGGGGUUUGCGAAAUUCCUUCUUGUAAUUCUUGUUCUUUCGGGCAUUGCCAUCAAUUUGCUUAAUACGUACAGUGCUGCUAUAAGUUUUCAACAGAUCUCACCGUGGCUUGCUUAUGUACCUCGAAUAAUUUGGCAAGUGGUUCUUUUUGGAAUCGUUAUUGCUCUCGGACUCGCUGGUCGAGAGGAGCUGAAUUCAUACCUACAAAACUUUCUGAGCUUGCUUGGAUAUUGGUGCACUAGCUACAUUUUGAUCAUCUUGAUGGAGCACUCUGUCAUCCGCAAGGGAUCAUUCGACAAUUACGACUUAGAUGGUUGGAAUGACAAGGAACGCUUGCCGCACGGGAUCGCUGCUGCCGUUGUGUUUUUGGUGGGUGUAGUUUGCUGGGUUAUGGGUAUGGCUGAAACGUGGUAUGUUGGGCCACUAGCAGGUCUUUUUGGUGAGACCGGUGGCGAUCUUGCUAACGAGUUCACGUUCACUUUUACACUGUUGGCUUAUUUGCCGCUUCGGCUCCUCGAGCUGAAAUUUUUUAACAAAUGA
This is a messenger RNA of Malassezia globosa CBS 7966, 1560 nucleotides long. RefSeq lists its product as uncharacterized. Gene Ontology annotation, molecular function: transmembrane transporter activity. Gene Ontology annotation, cellular component: fungal-type vacuole membrane; plasma membrane. NCBI's taxonomy places the organism in Eukaryota, Fungi, Basidiomycota, Malasseziomycetes, Malasseziales, Malasseziaceae. The record is from RefSeq and is a predicted model, not a curated record. Gene Ontology annotation, biological process: transmembrane transport. Bases 1 to 1560 code for a protein of 519 amino acids. The transcript has a single exon.